Hippocampus comes (tiger tail seahorse) is the source of this 1511-nucleotide messenger RNA. Its product is annotated as mitochondrial carrier homolog 1-like. The transcript has 13 exons. The record is from RefSeq and is a predicted model, not a curated record. Gene Ontology annotation, biological process: positive regulation of apoptotic process. Lineage: Eukaryota; Metazoa; Chordata; Actinopteri; Syngnathiformes; Syngnathidae. Bases 207 to 1136 code for a protein of 309 amino acids. Gene Ontology annotation, cellular component: membrane; mitochondrion.
CGGAACGGUGUUCGGGUGUACCCCGCCUAGUGGCGGAAGACAGCUGGGUUAGGCUCCAGCACGCCCGCGAUCCUCAUGAGGAUAAGAAUCUUGGAUCACGAUGAAAGGAUAUUGUUCACCGAAUUAUUUUUGAAUAGUCAAAGCGGAAGUGAUUACCAGGACGUAUCUACUUCCGUCCACUCCCGUGCCGGGCAAGCGAGCUAACGAUGCUUCCGCAAGGGAACAUUUCCAGGCAGACAAGCGAUGUGGAGGAGGACGCCAACACGACUCGCGCGGAUAUGGAUGCUGCAGUUCUUCUGCUGGGAGCUGGGAUGACGGCCGCCACACAUCCGCUGCUUUACGUGAAGCUGCUCAUACAGGUGGGACAUGAACCUCUUCCACCAACUGUAGGCACAACUAUGUUUGGAAGGAGAGUUUUAUACCUCCCUGGCUUCUUCUCCUAUGCACAGCACAUUGUUAAGGUUGAUGGAAAGAGGGGACUCUUUCGCGGCCUGUCACCUCGUAUUGCGUCUGUUGCCAUCUCCACUGUAAUCAGGACCAAAGCGAAAAAGACGCAGUGUGUAUCCAAGGAGGAUGACAACAAGCAAACCCCUCUUAAGAAAUUAAUGAAAGAGACCUCUCACGAGAUGUUCAUCCAGUGCCUGUCCAGAAUAGCCGUGCAUCCGUUUCACGUCAUGUCAGUGCGUUGUAUGGCCCAGUUUGUUGGCAGAGAGGUCAAGUACAGUGGAAUUCUCAGUAGUAUCAGCAGGAUCUUUCAAGAAGAAGGAGUCGCCGGAUUUUACGUUGGUUUAAUGCCUCACGUGCUGGGCGAGGUCCUCUUCUUAUGGUGUUGCAAUCUGCUGGUGCACUUUAUUAACACCUACGCUCUCGAUGACACGUUAAGCCAGGCGUCAGCAGUGAGAAGUUACACAAAGUUUGUGUUGGAUUUUGCAGUGAGCAUCCUAACGUAUCCGUUUAUGCUGGUGGCUGACGUUAUGGCCGUCAACAACUGUGGUUUGACUGCAGGUCUUCCUCCGCACUCGCCCAUCUUCACGUCCUGGUUGCACUGCUGGAAUUACCUCAGCCGCAGGGGUCUCCUGUUUAGAGGAUCCAGCUACUUCUCUCGCCGCGUGCCCGUCACCUCGAUCCACGACUGACGUCAUCAUCAUCAUCGUCAUCACCACCACAAUGAAGUGGACCGUAGUGAUUGAAGGACGGACGAGUGGCUGGCACAUGCGCCUUGCAGUUCUGAGCUUGGGAGGUUGAACACGGGUCUUGCCUUCCAGUGUUUGCAUGUCGUCCCUGUGCUUGUGUGGGUUUUCUCCAGGUACUCGAGCUUCCUCCCACAUUCCCAAAACAGACAUGCUAGUGAGGAUUGUAUUUAUUUUUUCAGUUUUGACAACCAGUUUGUUAAGACAAGCAUCCAAUGAGCCCAUCCAAUUCCAAUUGGGUGGAAUGCUUCAGGCCACUCCCACCAGUCCUCAGGAAGUAGAAAGCCAUCCCCUGAGAACCAGUCCCCAUUUCCAUAUUUU